AUGAUCAAGCUCAUUCUGGAGAAAGGUGCUGAUAUUGGGUGGCAAGAUCUCCACGGUCGACGGCCGAUACACUAUGCAGCCUUGAAGACAGUUCAGCAUUUCCAGCUAUUAUUCGAGGCAAGUGGCGAUGAUGAAGAACGUCUUGGCAUUACUACAAAGGCCAAGUCUGGCCUGACAGUGCUACAUUUUGCUGUAGCAACGGGAAGAUCUGAUCUUGUCGAACUGGUGCUCUCUCAUACCAGUGGCACAAUAUCUAUCAAUGAGCCUGAUGACGAUGGUUGGACGCCUCUGCUAUGGGCAUGUCGCAUUUGUGAAAGUUGGGGGACACCCAAGGAAAUCAGUCCUGAAAUCGUGAAGCUUCUGCUGGAUCGUGGAGCAGACCCAUCGGUUCGAGGGCGGACCUCCGAUGACAGAGAAUGGUCGCCGCUCAAGAUGGCCAGGUUCCAUGGUGCAUCACAAGAGGUCAUAGACUUGUUAACAGCAAGUCCUAGCAAGAAGAAGGAAGAUGACUGGAAGUCCAAGUUACAUGUUUCCAAGAAGGCAGCGCGAACUACAUGGUAUUGCGACUUGUGCCUCUUUCACGUCUAUGGCAUCUUAUACUACUGUGACGGUUGCGAGCUCUCGUACGGGUUGUGUUUCAAGUGCUAUCGUUAUAAAGAGGAGUUUCAUCCGUAUCAUGAUAAAUGGGAGGAGCGAGGUCCAGAGUUUGUCGACGAUGAUGAAGAGGAGGAGGAGGAGAAGGAAGAAGAAGAGGAUGAGCCAAAGAGUUCACCAGGGAUUGAACAGGUGCAGGAUGAUGAUUCGGAGGGAGACUGGUCGAAUGAUGAAGCCGAGGGAGAGAGUAAAGAAACAAAUAAAGCGGGAUAA
Molecule: messenger RNA, 867 nt
Organism: Fusarium subglutinans
Lineage: Eukaryota; Fungi; Ascomycota; Sordariomycetes; Hypocreales; Nectriaceae
Product: ankyrin 1
Exons: 2
Coding region: 1-867 (288 amino acids)
Molecular function (GO): protein binding
Source: RefSeq, a predicted model, not a curated record